AUGGAAUGCCUAGAAAUUCUAGAUGAUAAGCCCCAAUCCCAAAGCGAAGCAGCUGAAACUUCAAUAAUCGAAAUUUCAGACGCCAACCUCAUGCACAGCUCUUGAGAAGAGCUCUACAAAACCGUCAUAAAGCAAAAUCGUCGCAUGAAAGAGCUCACCAGCAUCAUUACCAAAAAAGACAAAAUUCUUUCCCUUGUAGAAACUGACAAAGAACUCUUCAAAAAAAUGUACAACAAAGAAAAAUGGAAAAAUGAAAUAAACACCUCUAUUCGGACAUAUAUAGAAACCCUCUGUGACUAUGCUACUUCCAAAUUAAAGCAUAAGUACUCCAUUUCCUCCAAAAUUGGGGACGUCUUUGAAUUUAGGGAUUAUUUAGAAACACAAGGACUUAGCUCAAAACGUAGGGACAAAAUUAUUGUAGAAGCCAUAAAGAAUUUUAAUAUUAAUUUAGAUGAAUGGAAAAGGGUAAGGACCAUUAAAAAUGAACUAAAUGAUGCUUUUCAUAAAGAAGCCUUAACUGGGAGAAGAGCUGAAGAAUGUUUAGAAUUUUUGCCUGAAAAAUAUGAACGGGAUAGGGAUUUGAUAGAAAAAUUGGUAAAAUUUUAUGAAAUGACAAAAGGAAUUAAAGGAGAAGGGAGGAUGAGAAAAUUAAGAAAAAGCGGUAAGAGAAGAAGCAGAGAGAGUAAAAAACGUAAAAAGGACUCUGAAGAGGAGGUUAAUAAUAUAGAUCCUGCGUCAAUGGUAUUUAAUAAAGAGGAAAAUUCUUUAGGCUAA
This is a messenger RNA of Blepharisma stoltei, 774 nucleotides long. The record is from the annotation of a GenBank genome assembly. NCBI's taxonomy places the organism in Eukaryota, Ciliophora, Heterotrichea, Heterotrichida, Blepharismidae.